Molecule: messenger RNA, 935 nt
Organism: Truncatella angustata
Lineage: Eukaryota; Fungi; Ascomycota; Sordariomycetes; Amphisphaeriales; Sporocadaceae
Exons: 1
Coding region: 173-811 (212 amino acids)
Source: RefSeq, a predicted model, not a curated record
GUUUCAACAACAACAAAGAAGUUCAACAAAGACACUGUAAUAACCGUUCUCAAGGCAAUCAUGGUAAAGUCUCCUCUUCUUUUGGUCCAAUCAGGUACCAUUUCAAUACAGCGAUUAUACACACCACAAUCUAGGCACAAAAAUUGCGGCCCUGAGUCGAAUUGAUACGUCGAUGGAAGUGUGGUGGAUGUCUCCAGAUGGCUCAGUACAGAAUGCUUACUGGUACGAAGAAAAGGAAUGGAAUCGUUUCCCACUGGCCCCACCAGGAAGUGCUGCGCUGGGAGGCGGGAUUGAAGCAGUUAGUAGAGUUCCAAGAAAUAUGGAAGUAUGGUGGAUUGGUCCCAACGGAUCCGUGCAAGAUGCCUACUUUUUCGAAGACGCAGGGUGGCAACGAUUCGAGCUUGCGGGUCCCCAAAGCGCGGCAACAAGAAGCAGCAUCGAAGCCGUAAGCCGCAAAAGGGACACAAUGGAGUUAUGGUGGAUAGCCCCAAAUGGCUCUGUACAAGACGCCUACUUUUAUGACGAUGCUGGGUGGGGACGAUCGGAGCUCGCCCCUUCUGGAAGUGCUAGCGAGGGGGGGAUCGCAGCUGUCUCCCGCAGACCAGGAACCAUGGAAAUAUGGUGGACCGCCCCAAAUGGGAGUGUACAAGAUGCGUAUGGGUACGACUGGUGGAAACGUUUUGAGCUGGCUGGUCCAGGGAGCGCCGCUGUGGGUUCCGAAGUUUCAUGCAUAUCCCGCACCGCCGAUUCAAUGGAGGUUUGGUUCUCGGGAUCUUCAGGUUCGAUUGAGAACCAUUACUGGCAUGGAUGACGAAUGGCAAGUUUAGGAGACUCAGAGUUUAAAAUUGUGGGGGAACGGGGUAGCGGAGAUUGGAAUUUUUUGCAGAUGGAUUGUUAGAUGAAAAUCACGUGUGUUCCGAGCCACGUCUUCUUUG